Molecule: messenger RNA, 2079 nt
Organism: Pecten maximus
Lineage: Eukaryota; Metazoa; Mollusca; Bivalvia; Pectinida; Pectinidae
Product: arginyl-tRNA--protein transferase 1-like
Exons: 10
Coding region: 8-1459 (483 amino acids)
Biological process (GO): protein arginylation
Cellular component (GO): cytoplasm
Molecular function (GO): arginyl-tRNA--protein transferase activity
Source: RefSeq, a predicted model, not a curated record
UGGCAUCAUGGCGACUGAGGAUCCCGGUAUCGUGGAAUAUUAUGGAUCUGGUGGUGCCCAUAGAUGUGGUUACUGCGGUAACAACGGCAACUGUUCUCAUGGAAUGUGGGCCCAUUCUUUAACUGUCCAAGAUUACCAAGACCUCAUUGACAGGGGAUGGAGAAGGAGUGGAAAGUACUGUUAUAAACCUACUAUGAACAAAACAUGCUGCCCACACUACACCAUCAAAAUGGAGGCCCCCAACUUCAAGUUGAACAAAUCCCACAAAAAGAUACUAAAACAGAUGAACAAGUACCUCAUAUAUGGUACAGUGAAGGGGGAGGUUACCAAAUCCACGGAGACUAAACCUAAACCAGAAGUGCGUGAAGCAACAAAGGCUACAGUUGACAGAACCGAUGACAACAUUACUGAUACAACACCUAGUCAAGGACCAAAGGCACCUCCUAGACCAGGUUCAGGGGCUGACCCCAACAAACCACCCAUGAGAAAGGCCAAGGAUAUUCGUCUAGAGAGGAAAAAGUCCCGAGAUUUGAUAAAACUACAAAGUAUGACAGAGGAGGAGGCUAAGGCUGCACAGGAGCUGGCCCGAGGCCUUGACCGUGAGGCUAGUACGAUGAGCUCGGUCAGCAUAUGUAGUACGAAGAAUGAAGCUAAGACACUGGCAGAUUUCCUCAGCGAACCUGACAAAGCAGAAAAGUGUGCUCACAAACUAGAGAUUAGACUUGUUAGAUCCAAUCCACGCAGUAAGGAAUUUGAAGAGUCAUUCAAAGAGUCACAUCAGGUCUACCAUAAAUACCAGAUGGGCAUCCACAACGACCCCCCUCAUAAACCUAGUGAGAGCCAGUACACACGCUUCCUGUGUGACUCUCCCCUCCAGGAGAUGACCAAGAAAGAUGGAAUACCAAUGGGGUAUGGAUCCUUCCAUCAACAUUAUAUACUAGAUGGUAAAAUCAUUGCCGUCGGUGUUGUUGACAUCCUUCCCUACUGUGUGUCCUCAGUCUAUCUCUACUACCACCCAGACUACGACUUCCUGUCUUUAGGAACAUAUACAGCACUCAGAGAAAUCGCCUUUGUUCAAGAGCUCAACAAGAAAGCCCCAGAUCUUAUAUAUUACUACAUGGGUUACUACAUACAUUCCUGCCCGAAAAUGAAAUAUAAGGGUCAGUACUUCCCAUCAUUCCUGCUGUGUCCCGAGACCUACACCUGGCUACCUAUAGCAGAGUGUACACCUAAACUAGAUGUCAACAAAUACUCAAGGUUUGCUGCAGAGGACGUGGAGGAUGAUGGUGGGAAACUGGAGAUUGACAAUGUGCUUGUACUUUUCUGUCGGCAAGUUAUGACUUAUGAAAUCUACAAAGUUUUAAAUGCAAAAGCACGGGAUGUUAAAGAAGUGAUGGAGUACGCUCUUUUUGUGGGACGGAAAUGUGCACAGAGAAUGUUGUUGUUUAGGAAAUCAUAGAAAGUGACCUACUUUUAAUACUUAGGAUAUUUAUAAUGGAUAGAUUGUUGAUUCUAUUAGACACACAAAGUCCGUCCAGCAGCAACCUAAUAUUUGACUCUUGAUCUUUAAACCUUUUAUUUUUCUUUGAUGGCGAACUGUUACCAAAGUCUGAGUUGUCAGUUGUUCUAUUAAAGUUACAGGGGUCAAAUAUGACAUCUGACUAACAUUUGAUCUGUUGAGGAUAAGGAAAGUAAAUUAGUUAAAUCAAUGGAUAAGUAAAAAGUAUCCAUAUAUAUGAUUAGUGGCUGAUAUGUAACUUAUCUAAUAUUUAUUUGAAGUCUGAUAUGUAUAUUUAGCUUAGCGAUAUCUUCUGAUAUGUAUUGUUUAAAUGCUCGUAACUGCACGGGAAGAGAUAUAGCUUCCCACAUACUAAACAGGGUGAUUCCAAGGUUGCUAGGGAUGGCAUUGAUAUAGCGAAUGCCAGCUGUCUUUACGCCCCUGUGUGAGAUCAAUUUUUCUCUUAACCUGAACAGGAAUAUCCACAGUUUUACCGGGGUGAGAUUUUCUUAUCACACCCUAGGGAAAAGACAAGCUACAAAUGCUCUUUUCACGUUCUCAACAAUUGCAUUUCGUCACGA